Messenger RNA from Didymodactylos carnosus, 1067 nucleotides. The record is from the annotation of a GenBank genome assembly. Lineage: Eukaryota; Metazoa; Rotifera; Eurotatoria; Philodinida; Philodinidae.
UCAGACAUCUUAAAAAAUCAAUAAAUUUUCAUAAUAGCCACAAAACCAGAUCAAAAACACAAAAAAAAAUAUAUAAAAAAUCAUUAUUUUAACACGGCGCACGAACUUUUUCCUCAACCUAAUAUAUCGAAACAAAAUAGUUCUAUAAAAUAUAUUCUAUUUCUAAAGAUUUCUGUUUUUACUCAUAGGGUAAUGGAUCAUCGUCAUCGCAGCCGUCUGCUACGAUGAGUGUUAUCGACCGACAAUGGGAACUUAUCGAUCCAACUCCAAAAAUUCAAGAAUUAUUUGUACAAUUUAACCAGCAAUUUUUCUAUGAUCAAUUGGGAGCAGUUUAUGUUGAAUGGAGUAAAAGAAUGACAAGCUGUGCUGGUAUAUGUUACUAUGAACGUCGUGGUCAUCAUUGUCGAAUCGCGCUCAGCGAACCAUUAUUAAAACUGAGACCAAGAAAAGAUUUAGUUCAAACAUUAUUGCAUGAGAUGAUCCAUGCAUAUUUAUUUGUCACAAAAAAUAAUCGAGUUUAUCAUAAUUUUAUUGAAGAAUUUCAUCAUUUACGUCAACAUUGGUGGCGUUGUAAUGGAAAAUGUCAACAAUGGGCACCUUAUUUUGGUUAUGUCAAACGGGCAAUGAAUCGUGCACCAUCAAAAAAUGAUUUCUGGUUUGCCACCCAUCAAGAACGAUGUGGAGGUGAAUUUAUCAAAGUUAAAGAGCCAGAGCCAAAAGAGAAAAGAAAAAAUAUGUCAACAAUAGAUUCAUCGUCAGCAUCAAAGAAAUUAAAACCUUUAUUAGCUGGUCAACGUCGAUUAGAUAGUUUUAUAAUUAAACCAAAAGUCCAAUGUCCUGUAUGUGAUCAAUCGAUUGAUGAACGAGAAAGUUCGGCCCAUGUGAACCAAUGUUUAAAUGAGACAACACUCUCUAAAGGUGCAACAUCAUCACAAACUUCUAUCACACAAUCACAGCCAACAAUUGUCAUUGAUAAAAAUUCGAUUCAAUGUGAAUAUUGUUCAUCAACAAUGAUUAAACAAAAUUUACAAUUGCAUUUACUAAGAUGCAAAAACAGACCUAGAUAA